CACCGCCAUUAUACCAUAGAAGAAGAUUUUGGGCGGAGUAAACACUAAUGCCUCUUCCUAUGUUUGUCAACAAUUACCACUUCCACAAAAUUUUAACGAUACAGCUAAUUUUGAGGCAGUGGUAACCUUCCUUUCAGCAAACCCCACAUUUCCCAUCAGCCACCACAAUAUUCACAGGCGCUCCAUUGAAGGUAUUUCUCAUUUUGUACUAAGGACCAACCACUCAGUUAAACGUUAGAUUAAAAGCUUCGCAAUGUCCGAGCUUUUUAUGGAAUGUGAGGAAGAGGAGCUGGAGCCAUGGCAGAGACAGACACCCGAAGUUAAUUUGUUGGGCGACGGUAAACGUGAUGACGACGACGACGAACCUAUAUUUGUUGGGGAGCUUAGUACUUCAAAGGACACCAUUAUUAACACCAGACCAACAAACAACCAAAGAAAUGUGAAGACCACCCCAGUUCAAAGUGGUGGAGUUGGAAGACCAAGAGCCCCUAGGAUGAUAAUGACACACAACUCUCCCCAAGCUCAUCUCACUCGGGGUCCAGUUCCCCAUAACAUCAUAAUUCCUGGGAAAGGGUUGAACAAUGCACCUCGAUCCUUAACAGCAGUACCACCACAGCCCAUCAUUAUCAACAACCAGGGUUACAUUAUGACCACACCACAGUUAUCGGCCAACUCAGCUUUCCUUGCUUCCCUUGGGAAACAGUAUCCCCCUGGGACAUCUUUCACUGUGGUUCCGGCAGGCCAGCAGCACAUUCUGCAGCAGAUGACUCCAGCAGCAGGCCAGCAGCACAUUCUGCAGCAGGUGACUCCAGGGAAGCUUUUACCUGGGGUUAUCCACAGGCCUCAAGUGCACAUGAUCCACAACAACGUAGUGACCUUGUCCAAUGUGCAGGGUCCUGCUGCAUUGUCUUCCCAGCCCAACUGCUCAAAUUCUACCAACCUCCAGAUUGUGUCCCCAGUUAUUCAAGCCAAAGGCAACAGCUGGGACUAUGGCAAACGAGGUUUACCUCAAGACCAAAACAGCACAGCUAAAAAAGCAAAGCAGGGCAUAGGGUCUCCCCACGCCCAGGAGAUAUUAGAAAAUGGAGCACGUUUUUGUAAAAAAUGUCCAAAGUGUAAAUUUGAUUUCUACCAACAAGCUGUCAUGAAAGACCACAUGGUGAAAUGUUGUCCUCACCUGUUGGAGUGUGUCUUCCCCUCAACCCCAAAGUCUACUUACCUUUUUGCAAGCAAGCGCAUCAUGCUUGUCACAGACUUCUACUAUGGUAGAUUUGAGGGAGACAAACCAAAAUCGCAGCAGCAGAAGACCCCAUUUACCUAUAAGUGCCAGAGCUGUUUGAAAGUACUCAAGAACAACGUCAGGUUCAUGAACCACAUGAAGCACCAUCUGGAGCUGGAGAAGCAGAACAGUGAGAGCUGGGAAAGCCACACUACCUGCCAACACUGCUACCGGCAGUACUCAACCCCAUUCCAGCUGCAGUGCCACGUUGAGAGUGCCCACAGCAUGGUCGAAUCUUCAACAAAUUGCAAGAUAUGUGAAUUAGCCUUCGAGUCUGAGCAAGUGCUCCUGGAACACAUGAAGGACAACCACAAGCCUGGCGAGAUGCCCUAUGUCUGCCAGGUGUGCAACUACCGGUCUUCAUUCUUUACCGAUGUGGACACACACUUCCGUACGGUGCAUGAAAACACAAAGGAUCUCCUUUGUCCAUUCUGCCUUAAAGUUCUUAAAAGUGGUCAUGUCUACAUGCAGCACUAUAUGAAGCAUCAGAAAAAAGGAAUUAAUCGUUGCGGGAAAUGCAGGCUGAAUUUCCUCACCUACAAGGAGAGAGUGGAUCACAAGACUCAGCACCAUAAGACUUUCCAAAAACCCAAAGCUCUGGAGGGCCUUCCUCCUGGAACCAAGGUGACUAUCCGGGCCUCUCUGACCGGGCCAUCUCCCAGUUCCACCCAUGCUGCUGAAAAAUCCAGUGUCAGUGUCAUACCAGAGGUCUCAGGCAUGAAGGUAGCCAAAGUAAAAGCUCAGAGUAGUACAUCUACCACACAGGGCAGCAGUGGGGGUAAAGGCAAGGCCACAGUGAGCAAGAAGCUCCUUAAGCAGCAGAAGAACAACCAUGUGUUGCAGAGUCUCAGUAUUGGCGAAAGAAGACACACCUGCAUUGAGUGCUACUCUGAGAUUUAUGACUUCUAUAGUCACUAUCCCAUGGUUGCAAUUUGUGGUGCAUGCAAGUAUCGGACAAGUUGCAAAACUUCAUUUGGAAACCAUAUGAUAAGGUUCCAUAGUGCAAUCUCAAAAGAGAGAUUCCGGAAAAUGAGGAAAAUCCCAGUUGUCCUAAGGAAUUUAACCCUUGUCUGUCUGAACUGUGACUUCCUGGCGGAUGCGCAUGGAACUGACCUCAUGAGCAAGCAUUUGAUUGACAGACCACACCAUGUCUGUAAGGUCAUUCUAGAGAAAGGAGAAGGUGGUGCUGUAGAUGACGGCAUUAGAGGAAAUAAGCAAGGGAUGUCUGCUCUGAUGUUCCCUGAUAUCCAGAAUGCUGAAACUGCCACAGUGAGUGGCGCUUUUGAACAAUUGCACAGCAUUCCCAGAUUGGAGGAGACCUCCAAUGUCUUGUGUAUCACCCCAGCUGCUGAAAGAGGGGAUGGGCCAGAGGUAAUGCAUGUUCAGACCCAAGAGUCAGGAAGAGGUGAUGUUAUUCUACUAGACAACGAUGAUGCAGCAGUUAACCAGCUCGGAGUGGCAGAAGUGCAAGGGCUUCCACAGAUCUCUACAGUAGAUCAGAUCCAGGGAGUCACACAGGCUACAGAGCUAGAAACACCCAUGGAAAGUUCAGUUGAGGAAGACCAGUCUUUGCAGUCAGGGCCCAUGGUAAGUGAAACACUCAUGGAAAGCUCAGUUGAGGAGGAGCUGAGGGAGGAGUGGGCUUUGCAGUCAGCUAUCAGGUCCCCCUCUAGUUCUUUGGCCUGUGAGUAGAGGGGGAUGUGGCGUGUUUAUGAGUCAUUAAGCAAACCGGAAUCUGUGAGCUUUGACGACAGUAAGAAGGUCAGCGCUUCCCUGGAGACCAUCCCCUUAAAUGUAGACCAAGAGGUGAACAAUAUCGUGGAAGCAAAGGACAACUCCUCGUCCUCUCAAAGUCCAGCUGAAGUCAGGGCAGAGAACAAAGACAUUCUCUCCAGUCCUGAAACACUGAAGGAAUCAGCAACGGAGUAGAGAAAAGUGGACCGGAUGUAUUUUUAAGACUGCAUACUAUUGAAAUGUAUUUCUCUUCCCCAUUUUCUUAGUUUACUGUCCUUGACCAGAUGGAGAUAAGCUGAGAUGUGUUUGUUAGAUUUGACAUUUGGAAAAACAUGUAUCAUUUUUUUCUAACUGCAGUGCAAGAUUUUACUUCUGUCAAACUUUCAAUUUGGUUGUAAGCUUUCAAUGAAAGUGAAAAUGGUACACAAUGUGAAUAAUUUGACUUUCUGUAGUGUGUCUCAAAAUACAAAAUCUGAAUGUUUAUGCUUUCCUUGAUCGAUGAACUUGUACUCAAGUGUGAAAAAUCCUGGAAAUAUCUUCUUGAAUAUCCUUCCACUAGUAGAUAUAGGCCUUUUGUGUUUAUUUUGGAUACCUCUACUUCCAUUGACAUUUCAUUUUCAUUUCAUGUAUUUUUAAUAUACUAAAUGCAGCAAAAAAAGAUGUCAUCACUGUCAACUGGGUUUAUUUUCAGCAAACUUAACAUGUAAAUAUUUGUAUGAGCAUAAGAUUUAACAACUGAGACAUAAACUGAAAAAGUUCCACAGA
This is a messenger RNA of Oncorhynchus keta (chum salmon), 3778 nucleotides long. Its product is annotated as zinc finger protein 280C-like. Gene Ontology annotation, molecular function: RNA polymerase II cis-regulatory region sequence-specific DNA binding; DNA-binding transcription factor activity, RNA polymerase II-specific. The record is from RefSeq and is a predicted model, not a curated record. Gene Ontology annotation, biological process: regulation of DNA-templated transcription. Bases 254 to 2971 code for a protein of 905 amino acids. The transcript has 21 exons. Lineage: Eukaryota; Metazoa; Chordata; Actinopteri; Salmoniformes; Salmonidae.